Micromonas commoda is the source of this 1926-nucleotide messenger RNA. RefSeq lists its product with no specific name. Bases 1 to 1926 code for a protein of 641 amino acids. NCBI's taxonomy places the organism in Eukaryota, Viridiplantae, Chlorophyta, Mamiellophyceae, Mamiellales, Mamiellaceae. The transcript has a single exon. The record is from RefSeq and is a predicted model, not a curated record.
AUGGUCGCGGCGCUGCUGGAGGCGGCGCCGGCGCUCUGCGAGCUCUGCGGGAUCUUGCUCGAGUGCGUCACGCCCGCGGCGUGCGACUGUUGCGUCAACUGCGCCGCCGUAGCCAUGGAACCCCCGCUUCGAGGCCGAGGUUGCGGGCGCAGAGUCGGCCUCGUCUGCUUCGCGGCGACCGCGGGCGCGACGCUCAUCGCAACCGCGGCGUCCGCUCGCCUCGGGUACUUCGACCCCGCCGCGACCGUCGGCAUCGUCGAGCCCGUGAACCCCCCCGUCGUGUGGCAGGCGCCGCCUAGGAAGCGCCCGCUCGAACCCAGACCCGUCGCGGUCCUCCCGGGCCAAGUUGGGCGGUGGACGACCGGCGCGGACGGCGUGGCGGUGUGCGACUUUCCCAGCGGAUGCACCGACGAUCCGUCCUUCGCGGAAGGGGGGGCGAAGGAGGCGAAGGAGGCGCACGUUGACGACGCCGCGUCGAGGAACGGAUCGAAGGCUGGCAUCGCCUCGCCCGCGGACGACCCCGACGAGGUGAGCGCCGACGCGGCCGACGACGACGACGCGACGAUGGACGCCGCGAAGCUCGCCCCGUUCGCAAAGUUCAACCUGCACGAACCAAUCGAACCGCCCGGCUGCGCGCUCCACCUCUACAGGCACCUCUCCAAGACCGGGGGCACGACCUUGCGAUUCGUAUUCGACAAGCAGACCGCCAUGGGGGAUUGGGAGUUUCCGCUGAUAUACGGCUUCAAGUCGGUCGAGUGGGACGCGCUGCUGUCGCGGUGGCGCGCCAAGGCGAGGGCGUGGCGCGACGGCGGCGGCGGAGCCGGCGGCCCGAGGACGCUCGUCGAGGUGAGGGGCAACUGGCCGGAUAACUGGCCGGCGGAGCACUUCCGCGUCGUGAUGGACGACGUGGCGGAGCUCAGGCGCGAGUUUGGGCCGUCGUCGUCGUCAGGGGACGGGGGAGACGGCCUCGCGACGUGCGAGGUGACCACCAGUUUGCUCCUUCGCGAGCCCUUCGCGCAGUACCUGUCCUUUUACGAGUACUACAUCAGGAAGCAGCAGGAGGGCGAGGUGCGCGCGGAGCACGUCGGUAAGGGGUGGCCGGACGUUCCCGGGAAGGCGGCGUGGGGACGGGACAUCGGGGAGUGGGCGAGCAGGGUGCACGACAUGCAGACGCGCGAGUUGCUGGGGGACAAGUGCACGGGGCAGAUGCGGCAGCCGGGAUACGACGUGGAGUGGGUGGCGUCGUCGACGGGUGGCAUCGCGGACGUCGCGGGUUCGGAUCCUUCAUCGGCCGAACUCGCCGUUUCCAUCGACGGGAAAACCCUCGGUAGGGUCGGGGUCCAUCCCCAAGCCCCGGAGUGCCACGCCAAGGUGACCGACGACGACUGGACACGUUUCGAAAAUUUGGUCGACGAGUUUGACGUCGUCGGCGUCACCGAGCGCUUCGACGAGUUUUUACUGCUCUUGGCCCGCAGAGUCGGGCUGGCGCACCCGCAGUACGUCAGGAGCAACGCGGGAAAACACGAACGCGAUCGAUCGAAGAUGUCGGCCAAGACGACCGCCGUGAUCGACGCGGCGACGACGAUGGACCGCGCGGCGCACGAGCUGGCGAAGACGAUCCAGUCGAGACUCGUCGCCGCGGCGGGGGGCGACGCGUUUGACAGACACGUCAAGAAAUUUCAGGCGCAGAGCGAGGAACGCGGCGGCCGCGUGUUUGUCGGUGGGGUACCCGCGCGGUCGCCGUACAAGUGGGUGAGGGAGAGCGAGGCGAAGGCGGCCGGGACGACGCGGGUGACGCCGGCGGCGUUCACGGACGACACCGGCGGCGGCCAGGCCAUCGCGUACAUCGUCAUGGACCCGGUGAUGCUGGUGGACGCGUCGGCGCCGCAUCAAUGCGUCAAGGGGUGCAACCUGGACGCCGCGUGA